Puccinia graminis f. sp. tritici CRL 75-36-700-3 is the source of this 345-nucleotide messenger RNA. RefSeq lists its product as uncharacterized. Lineage: Eukaryota; Fungi; Basidiomycota; Pucciniomycetes; Pucciniales; Pucciniaceae. The transcript has a single exon. The record is from RefSeq and is a predicted model, not a curated record. Bases 1 to 345 code for a protein of 114 amino acids.
AUGCUGAUGCCUACCAAAAGCACGAAGUUCUUGCCUAAGGCAGGACCAUCUCCAUCCACCUCAACUGCGGCCGGUUUACCGAAACCCAAACUCACCAAAUCACCUGCCACCCCAACUGCUUCCGUUAAAAAUGGAUCCCCACCAAAACAAACCCUUGACAAAGACAAUAAAGGCAAGGCUAGAGCAGUCGACGAAUCCGAGACCGACGACGAUGAUGGUUCCAAUGACAACUCCGACGAAGAGUCUGAAGUCGACACCGAAGCAACCCCAAACAUAAAAGCCAAGCGUGGCCGCCCACGUAAAACUAUUAUCCAAGAGGCACUUAAGCGCAUGAAGAAGCACUGA